AUGGAGGCGAGGCCGGAGCUCAUAGGAGAUGAGGAGGCAACGGGAGCGGCGAUGCUAUUCUACGAGCGGGCCCAUUUCCGGCACGACCCGCGCUGGCUGCUGCCCCAGCCGCCGCGCCUCUGCCUGGCUUGCACCGUGGAGCUGCUGCAGCCCACGAGCGGCGCCUCGCUGGUGCGCAAGAAGCACAUGUUAUCCUGCUUCCACGAUGCCCUCACGAAGCACGCCACGUCAGUCACUCAGGUCUUGGCUCAGAACGAGACAGUCUGCACCCACCUCAUAGGCAUCCUCUUUGGGCUUCUGCGUAACAUAAAGGAUGGCAGCAUACUGGACCUCUCCAUGGAAGUCCUUAUUCAGCUUAUUGUACAACUGAAGCUGGGACCGUUCGUCCACUAUUUGCUGGAAGAGUGCCAGAAGGAGCUGUGUAACAUGCCUACCAUGAGGGACAGCCUGGCCACAAUGACCCUCCUGGGCAAAAUGGUGGAUUCCAUCCCUUCCCUUGCCGAGAUUCUCGUGAUAGAACAUGGUAGCCUCCUUGAGCAUCAGUUGAAGGGUCUGAUGUACCCCAAUGAGGCAGUGAAGGCCGCAGUCUGCUAUCUGUAUGGGAAGCUGUAUUCCUCUCCCAUUGUUGCGGAGAAACUGUCGGGCCAUUUCAGGGAGAAGCUGUGUUCCCUCUUCCUUACCACACUGGACAACGCCCAGACAAAAGAGCUGCAGAUUAACUGCAUGGGUUUACUGAGACAACUACUGAAAUAUGACCUCUUUGUAUCGAUUAUAAUGAGCAAAUCAGGGAUGGCAGGGAGUUCUGAAAAUGCUGAGGUUCCACAAGAGGAAACUACUCUGCCCUUAGUGCUUAAAAAGCUGCUGCUGUCCCGAGAUGAGACCUUGCAGGUGGCCAGCGUCCACUGCAUGGCGGCCAUGCUGAUGCGCUCCCCUGCCAAGUACGCCCCGGCCUUCAUCCACGCAGACGUUCCAGAGUUCCUGUUCGAGCACCUCUCGUGCAGCAGCGAGGUCCUCCUCUGCCCCGUGUACAGCUGCCUGCUGCUUCUGACCGAGGAGCGCCUCUUCUUUUCCAAGUGUCACACCGUCUAUGGAAUCGAGUCUCUGGUGCGGAGCCUGAAGAGGAUCCUGCAGCUGAACAACCCGGAGCUCCUCAAGCAGGGUCUGCUGCUCUUCUCGGAAAUUCUGAAGCGGCAGCCAGAAGAGAUCAAGCUUUUUACAAACUCGGCCACCUGCAAGGACGCGGGGGCGGUUCUGCAGGAGGCCGUCAGGAGCCCGGUGCUGGAGGUCAUGGCCGAGGCGGUCGGGGCCGCCGCAGCUUUCUUCAGGAAGGACCACCUGGGUUCGCCGCCAGUGCCGUACGGAGAGCUUCAGGCCUUGGUCCAAGCCCUGCUGGACCGCUGUGCCGACCUGUUGCCGCCCGCGAGCCAGAGGGCUCUCUUUAGCCGAGACCUGGCUCUCGUGGGGGGCUACCCCUCGAGUGGAGGGCCCGGCAGAGCCUCUCAGCAGCAGGGAGAGAUCCUUCGGGCUUCCCUCGAGGCCUUCCGGAAUGCCUGCAGACUGGCCAUGGAGUUUCGGGAUGAGCCCUCAGCCCGGGAGAACCCCUUCACGGCCCCUAGCACCGAGAAGGAAGGCACGCUGGAGAGUUUCUCUGAGUUCCUGCUGAGCGCCUGCGACUCCCUCUGCAUCCCCACCGUGAUGAGGCAUCCUGAGCAGACCACUCAUCCCGCUCUGAUGGAGAUUUUCUUCUCAGUCCUCAACAGCUUGUUCAUCAUUGUGCCCCACAUGAAGGAGAAAUUCUCCAAGAAGCUGGCUUCCUCCUCCUUCAUCAGACUGACUCUGGAGCUGAAGGUCCGAUUCUGUGGUGGACAGAGAAACCCAGCCCUGAAUCAUGCUUGUUCCAACUUCCUCUACUCCCUGUGCCUCAACCUCUUAUCUUCGGAGGAGACAGGAGCGGCAGCCAGAGAGGGGCUCUCCAACAUCCUUCAGCGCAGCCUGCCCCACAUAAACUUAGGAAGCUCUGAAAUCCUCUGGUUCCUCUCUGACUCUCUGUUUGUGGACGAAGCCACUCGGCAGCGCCAGUUCUGCUUCCUUCUCCUCCUCUACUUUGCUUAUAUCCACGAAGACCGGUUCCUUCCUGAGGCAGAGUUAUUCUCAGCCGUGAAGAGCUUCCUCCUGUCGAUCCAGGACCAGGGCGAGUGUCCUCCUGCUGCAGUUUUCCGAGCAGCCCUUUAUCUCCUUGUGAUCUGUCAGGACAAAGGGGAGCCUUUAGAGAAGGCUUCCCUAAGCGCCAUCAGGAAGACGCUGGAGAGCAUCCCGGACCUCAGCCAGGUCUACAGCCACCAUCCCUGCACACUCAGGUUCUUCCUGACGUACCCAGACUUACUGAGCAGGUUUGGCCACCGUGUGCUGGAGCUUUGGCUGACCUGGGAGGACAGGGGGAACAAGGAAACCGAGGACCCGGCCUCUCCCGCACCUGCCAGGCCCCCCGCUCUUCCCCACAGCUGGGGCCCCCUGCUGCACAUCCUGAAAAGUAGUUCCAGUGUCCUGCUCAUUUUGCUGGACCUUGUCUACACCAGUCCUAUAGACGUAGCCCAAAAAGUGCUGAAAGUCCUGAGGAUCUUCCUCGAGGAAAAUGAAGACAUUCAGGUGGGGAGCCUCCUCCGGGGACAUUUCCUACAGAUCCUGCAGCAGCUGCUGGUGGAGAGCGGAGCUUCCCUCCUGCAAGCCAGCAGUAACCUGCCCCUCUUGCUCAGCCUGCUUUUCCUGGUGCAGCCAAAGAAUGAGGCUCAGAAGGAACUGGACAGCACAGACCUGAAGCUGCUUCACCAGGUGAGCAACCUGUGUGGGAGGUGCAGCCUGGACGAUGUGGAGAUGCUGCAGCCUGCCUUCAACUUCCUCUACUGGAAUCUCCACCAGACCACCCCCAGCAGCCGGAAACGAGCGGUGGCUGUGAUUCUCUCCAGCACCCCUCUCCUCACGCUGCUGCAGAAGAUUCUGGGGCUCACCUGGAAGGAGCCGGCCCUUGGCCCUGUGCUCCCGGGCCCCUCCAUGAAGGAGACAGCCCUCCUCUGCUCAGGCUGGCUGCUCACGGCCUCUCUCUCUGCUCAGCAGCACCUUGGAGGGUUGGAGGUCCACCAGAAGCUCACGGUAGAACUGAACAAAGUCCUGCACACCCUUACUUUCAGCAAGCGGAAAGCCGCCUUGUUCUCAGUCAGCAUCCUGAGGUUCCUGCGGACGGCGCUGGAACAGAACUUCUCCUCAGCCCUGGUGACCCUGGUCAGCCCAGACUCAGGAUGGUCGCCCUCUUGGGAGGAUUCCACCCUCUCCCCACUGUCCCUUUACCAGGUUCUGUCUCUCGUGAUCAGCCUUCAGAACCUUCUGGUGCAGAAGGACCUGCUGCUGACCCAGGCUGUGGUUGGCUGCCUAGAGGCCCUGUUGGACUUCCUGCAAACCAGGAGCCCAGACGUAGCCCUGCACGUGGCCUCCCAGCCCUGGAACCGGUUCCUGCUGUUCACUCUCUUGGAUGCUGGAAACAACUCCUUCCUUAAUCCAGAGAUCCUGAGGCUCAUGACCCUGUUUGUGGGCAGCAGCAGCAUCCUGGGAGAGGACGACAUCAGCUACGUUCUGCAAGAGACGGCCAAGGUCAACUUCUCGGAGCUCUCCACGGCCACGCUCCGGGCUCUGUCCAGCUUCCUGCUGCAGGUUCAGAGUAAGGGCGCUCUGUCCAACACAGCCUCGGCGAUGGCAGUGCAGACCCUGCUGGAGACUCUGUCGGGAAGAACCUCGCCCCCCCUGCACCAUCAGGAUUUGGUAUGCCUGGGAGGGGUGGCCGUGUCCUACUCCCACAUCCAAGACUGAGCCGGAGCCGAGGGAAGGAGCCGGCCUCCAGCGCCGGGAGAGCCGGGGAGCGAUGGGCUGCUUGUGCUGUGCCUGGUGGCAGUCGGGAAAUAAAGAUGGGCUGUUCUCUUC
This is a messenger RNA of Antechinus flavipes (yellow-footed antechinus), 3969 nucleotides long. RefSeq names its product meiotic double-stranded break formation protein 1 (gene MEI1). The coding region runs from base 1 to 3858 and encodes 1285 amino acids. Lineage: Eukaryota; Metazoa; Chordata; Mammalia; Dasyuromorphia; Dasyuridae. The record is from RefSeq and is a predicted model, not a curated record. The transcript is spliced from 31 exons. Gene Ontology annotation, biological process: meiosis I.